ACAGUAAGCAUGUGUGUGUGAGAGAGGGCUCACGUUCGUUAGCUUUAGCUGUGUGAAGGGAUCUGAUUUGGACAUUCAACAGGAAUGGCAGAGCCGCCUGUGGUGAUCCUCCCGCAGUGUAUGAGUAGCAGGUAGUGACGGUGCAAAAGAAAUGUUGUACCGCUACGUACAAUGAAGAAGAUAUUUAGCUUUACUAAGAAAAAGAAAUACCCAUCUGGUACCCCUGACAAUGGGAGUGUGCUUUCUGUGGGCUAUGAUCUGAAGGACAAGGACCUAGGAAAGGUUCACAAAGCUGCAUCUGUAGGUGAUUUGGCAAAGUUGAAGCAGCUUGCCAAGAAAAGUGAUAUCAACCAGCUUGAUAAAGAAAACAGAACAGCACUUCAUAUUGCUUGUGCAAGUGGACAUGUUGAAGUGGUGCAGUUCCUCGUUGAGAGCAAAGCCAAGCUUAACCUAUGUGACAAUCAGAAUCGAUCCGCCUUAAUGAAGGCGGUGCAGGGCCAACAUGAGCGCUGUGUUAAUAUACUUCUGGAAAAUCAUGCUGAACCAGAUCUCAUAGACAUCAAUGGGAACACAGCCUUACAUUUGGCCGCAAAUAUCCCAUCUAUCUCCACCGCCCGCUUGCUACUAGAACAUGAGGCUGAUCUCAAUGCCCCAAACAAGGAGGGGUUCACACCGUUGAGUGUUGCAGUCCGUGAGGAUCAUAUAGAGAUGGCUGAGUUUCUAUUAAAAGAAGGUGCUGAUGUGAACUUUACUGGUCAAGAAGAAAGGUCCCCACUAAUGAUGGCUGCUGGCAAUGGGCAAAUUGCUAUGUUGCGACUGCUCUUGCGCUAUGAUGCAGAUAUUACACUAAAAGAUUCCAAAGGAUGGUCAGCAGAUGACUAUGCAGUAAUGAAUGGGCAUCAUCCUUGUUCUCUUCUUAUCAUUGAGCAUGGUACCCAAAAGAAUGAUGGUUCCUCCCUCUUACAUCAAGAUGGAAGCAAGAAGAAGAAAAAAAUACUGCUGGGCAGUCCUUCCCAAGAUGCUGAAGCAGGCUUCUCUUUAGGCGGACCAGCCACUGACAAAGAUGAGCAUGGAUCAAAUGAAGCAGGGAGAGAUUUUGAGGAUAACUCUCAGUCUGAGUCACUUAGCCGGGUAUCAAAAAGUGCUGCUGAUGAGUGGCCUUCAUCUGAUAAUGAUGAAGAAUCAGUUUCAAUUGAAAAGAAACCACAGAAGGUGAACCUUAGGAAAAUGAUUGCAACUAAAAAAGGAGAAGCAGACCAUGGAGCUGAGCAGGGGAAAAGAAAACGUUCUGAGCAGCCUUCAAGUAGUAAAGCAAAAUCAGAGGGAAGUCCAGAGGCGGAGAAUUCUGAGGAAGAAGAAGAAGAGGAGGAAGAUGAUGAUGAAGAGGAUGAUGAGGAGGAAGAGGAGGAGGAGGAGGAAGACGAUGAUGAAGAGGAGGAGGAUGACGAGGAAGAGGAUGAAGAAGAAGAUGAAGAGGAUGAAGAAGAGGAAGAUGAAGAGGAUGAGGGUGAAGAAGAUAAUGAAUGUGAGGAAGAUAAUGACAAAUGUGUGGCAUCUGUUGAGACCGCUGGUUUUGAAGACAUACCAAAACCAUCUCCCGUGAGUAACCUUAAGAAAACUAACAGUGCUAAUACUCAAAAGAUAAGUAACACUGACAACCUUAAAAGCCAUGUUUCCAGUCUGGACCAUGCACCUGUGGGCGAGAGCGUAAAUGCCUCUGAGAAUGCUGCCAAAACAGAAACUCAAACUGAUGACAGUGACCGUCCAGUUGAAACAUCACAUUAUGCAAUCCCAGUCACAUUGGGAAUAGAAGAGGACUGCAUUGUGUCGGCCAUAAGGGUCGAAUCUAAAUUUUCUGAUGAAGAUGACAGCGUUGGGAAGGAAUGUAUGUGGACGUCGGGUAAAAAUGUAAAGUCAGGCCGAGGUUCAGCCGGCAGUUCUAAAACAUCCAACAAAAAAACUCUUUCACCAAUUAAGCCUGAGGAGAAGUCUGACAAAGAGAUGGAAAAGGAUGAUGAUGAAAAUGACGAUGACUUGUGGAGCAAAAAAGAAGAUACUGGUGACACUGUGUGGAAUGAUAGUGACGAUGAAGAAAAUCAAACAGGCGGACUGGGUCGUAACACAGUACUUGCUAAGCUAAGGAAUAUAUCACCUGAACAUAGCCAUUCUGAUGUUGAAGAUGUAUCAAAUGAAGAAGGAGAAAAAAAACGUAGGUCCUCAUGGGGUUCUUCAUUAGACAGUGACACAGACUUAGCCAAUGAUGAUCAGGGAAACGAAAAGAUUCCAGAGCAGAAAAGAGAUCUUAAAGCAACAAAGCUGUUUUCAGAAGACGCAUUACCUCAACCAAACGAGGACCACCAUGAUACGUCACGGGACACUCCUAGAUUAUCAUCCUCAAAAUGUGUCUCACCUCAGCGCGUGAUGGGUAAAUCUAUGUCACCUUCAAAGUUAAGUUCAGCAAGCUCUCCUCGGUCACUAACGACACCAGCGAAAGCAGCUGCAGAUGAGUCUGAUUGGGAUUCUUCAUCUGAAAAUCAUGACGUAAAAUACAGCCGUUCCCCUAAUAAAAAGGGGCCACUGUCAGCGGUAUCUGGAGAAGAUGCUGGAAAAGUAACUAGAGAGCCACUGGGUUCUGCUGCCUCCUUUAGUAAGAAAGUUCAAGACACUCAAAGGAAGAAGUCACAUGACCCCUCACCUACAGCAUCACCAGCAAAGCAAAAACUACAAGACUCAGAGAAUCCAAAAGAUGAUGACAAUAGUUGGGAUGAUGAUGAAGAUGACAGUAAUCAGGAAUGCAUGCCUACUUUUUCCAGUCAAAGUAAAGGACAGCAGUCACAAAAAACUGGAAAAGAUCUCUCCAAAUUUCGAAAAACUAAAGGAAGUAAAGACAAUAAAAAUAUCCCUCUGUCUGUGAUUGACGGUAAUGAUGAUUUCCCAGAGACAAGAGGACUGGAGGAAGAAAAACCUGUAGGUGUGAAGAAAGGUGAUCCAAGUAAAGAUGAGACAGAUGAGGAUUCUGACAGCAUGGAUGAAAAGCUACAGUACGAUUUUGUCAGUUCAACAAUGAAACUGUCUGAUGUAGGAGAUGACUCUGUACGUAAAGGUCAUAAGUUAGAAAAAGAACAGGAGGCUAGAUUAAUUUCUUAUGUUCCAUUACAAACUCGAAGUGCCAUCGCUACUAAAACAACAGUGUCAGUUGCCAAGCUUAGGGAGGUGUUUUCCCGCCCACUCACCAAAGACAGUGGUCCAGCUGGUCAGCAGACCGAUUCAGAUGGGAACACAUUUUCUGAUGAAGCACUACCUCAAACUGACAUUGAUGAUGUUGAUAUAGAUUCACCUGAUGAGAGUUUAGGCAUGAAAUGUCCAGAGAUCAGGAACACUGAAGAGUAUCCCAAGCAGAAAGAUGAUUCCACUGAGGAUGAGGAUGAUCAGAAUGAUGAAAAAGAUGACAAGGAGGACGAUGUCUCCGAGGACGAUGAACAACCUGAAGAGAGUGGAGACUCACGUGAUGCCAUUUCACCCAUUCCUGAGGGAGAAGUCUGUAAAGAUAAGAAAAGAGAUUUCCUUUCUGAGCUGGGUCUGGACAGAGGAGACGAAGGGGAGCAGGAAUCUUGGGACUCUGAGUCCGGAUCAGAAAAUCCCAAAUUACAACAUGAAGAGAAUCAAAGCGUACUCACUAAGGAUCAAGAAGAGAUACCCACUGUUAAAGAAGACAAUAAAGAAACUGUCAGCAGCAGUAAGGCAGAUAAUGGAGGAGCAGAGGUUGAUAAAGAUGAUACUACGCAGAGAGAGACCGAAAAGGCAAAAUGGGAACCACUUUUAAGCAAACUUGAAGGAGGGAGUGACAGAAAGACAGACUUAAUGGAGGAGCUUGGUUUGGGUGAUGUUGAUGAUCUUGAAGCUCAAAAAGCAGAUGCAUCAGACUGGGACUCAGCCAGUACCACCAGUAAAAGAACUCUGCCUGGUCGCAGAGUUGCUUCACCUGGACUUGAGGAGUUCCCAGAAUCCUUCAGUUCCCCAAUUAAGGAGGAAGGGGAAGGCAAUUUUCCAACAUCAACCCUUACACCACAGAGCAGCAUCAAGUCUAACAAGAGAUCCCUCCCCACACUCUCUCAAAUGGCCCCUCACCCCCAGCCUCGUGCAAGGAAGAUGGUGCCUCAGAAACCAGAGAGUCAAGAAGACUCUGACUGGGAAUCAGACGAUUUAAUGUCUCCUUCCAAAACAGAGAAACCUGACAAUCACUCACAAGAAACAGUUCAUCAACAGGCAGAGAUUAGACCAGAUUCUGCUGAGCUCACACAAAGAUGCAGUGAAGGUCAUGUAGAGGCUGAAGAACAGCAGCAGAAGAUUGGCAAAGGCACAGCAAAGACUUCAUUGAGGGAGCAAAAAUCAAGUGCUUCCUGGGAUACUGGCGGAAUUGCAUCAGAGGAUGUGGGUGCUGAGAAACUUGAGACCAUGUUAGGAUGCAGAAAAGAGAUGUCAAGUCAAACAGCUCUGCUGGAGCAGCAGCCUGCGGACAUAAAAAGCACCAAUGGAGCACCAGUGCAAUUGCAGCUCCCCCUCCAGCAGACCUACAUUAAGAACAAACAGGAUGUGCAAGCUGUAGAGGAGACCAUACAGCUGGAGCUGGUCAGAGGGGCCCAGCGCAGCAGAGCCCCUCAGACCAACACCCACAUUAAUGGAGAUCCUCUCUCUGUGUUUGACGAUACUUCUUUAAGUGAAGUGUCUGACGAUGAAGGAAGAAUGCCGACAGAAAUAAAACAGAAAAAUGAGAGUCCAGACGAGGUGGAGAUGGCAGAAGACUUUGAUGAACUCACCCAGUCCUCAGACACAGCCACAGAUGACCUUGACUCUCCCACGGCAGGCUAUCGCCAUGCAUCUCUACUCAUUCAGAAGUUGGACUCUGCCACUUUAGACUCCAGGAGCAUGGUAAAGCUGCAGAACAUUUUCCAUGAGUAUGAGCGCUCCAUCCAAAAGCUUAAAAGCCGGCAUGGGUACCUAGCAGACAAAGUAAGUCAGCUGGAAAUGGAGCGGGUGGAGCUGAAGAGCUCUCUGGAUGAAAUGAAGGAUGUUAAGUCUGCAUUAGAGCGCAAUCAGCUGGAGUUGCAAACGGAAGUCACAAAUCUAAAAUUUCAGCUCAAACAAGAGCAGGAAAAUCGCCGCAAUGCCACUAUGAUGUACAACACCACCAAAGAUAAGCUGAAGAGGACAGAGGAGCACCAACAGUUUGAGGUUCAGGAGAGACAGAAGGUGGAGCUCACUCUCAGGAACUUGGAGCUGGAGAUGAGGACACUGGUUAACAAUAUGAAACAGCUUGAGGAAGACCACAGUGAGACCCAGAGGCUGCUGGCCCAGGAGCGGAGUGCACGAGCCUUGCAGGAAAACCUGCUCAGUAGCCAUCUUCGUAAACAGCAAGAGAUUGAGGAGGAGAGCAAAAGAAACAUAAGCAGAAGCAACGAGGCCUUAACUCAGCUCACUGAGGCCAGUGACAGGGAGAAGGAGCUACUUCAGCAGACUGCUACUUUACAAGAACAGUUGACCAUCCUGAGAGCAGAUCUGGAGCGUUCACAAGCAAGCAGCAGCCUUAAAGAAAGCCACCUCUUGGAGGAGAAUGAGGGCCUCAAGGAACACCUAGAAGACGCUCGACGAGAUCUCAAACUCAACAGUGAAGCUCUGACCCAGACAGUCUUCAACUGCAAUAAUCAACUGACAGGCUUAAAAUCUGAAUUGACUAAAAUGACAGCCCAGUUGGAAAAUGAGCGACAAAACCGUGAAGCACUGGAGACAGAAGUUGAAUCAGUUCGUACCCGCCUGGCUGGGGCUGUACAGGAGGCUGAGCGUUGCCUGGCUGCCCACGCAGAUACUGAGAAAGCUCUGCUGCGGGAAAAGGAAGAGACCCAGCGCCUUAAAGACAGGCUUACAGGUGAAGCAGUCAACCAACGGGACACAGUCAGCAGCCUGUCCCAGAAACUGUCCAAAGCAGAGGCACAGACAAACAGCAUGGAGAAUGAAGUUCAUCGGGUCACACUGCAGCUGACAGAGAAGGGACUACUGCUGGACGUCCUGCAGAGAGAGAAGGACCAGGCAGCUGCACGUGUCAAAGAGCUAGAAACUCUUCUGCAGGCUGAAAAAGAGCUGGUCACCCGGGCUGGUGCACGCCAUGAAGCCACACAGGAGCGGCUCGCCCAGGCCCAGAGUGAAGUUAUGUUACUACGGCAGCAGUUAGAGGAGGCCCAAAACAAAGGAGAUGCAAAGGAGCGUGCUGUGACAGAUGCUCAAGAGCGCUUCAGUGACAUUCUGGCCAAGUUGAGAUCGGACUGUGAAGAGAGGGUCCAGUUAGUAGAGGAGAGAAAUAAGGAGCUGGCCAGUAAGGCUGCUGAUCUACGAGAUCAGAUCUACAAGUUAGAAGAGGAAAAGAAUGAAAGAGAGACCAGUCUGAGGCAGAUGCAGCAGGAGUUAGCAGACUCACUGAAGAAGCUGUCAAUGAGUGAAGCUUCUCUGGAGGUGAACACACGCUAUCGCAGUGACCUGGAGGAAGAGAAGGGCCGUUUCCUUAAAGACAUUGACAGACUCAAGGGAAAGCUGGAAGAAAGUGAAGACCAGUAUGUGCAGGCCGAGAAACGAAUUAACGCUCUGAAGACCAGUCUGGAUGAAAGGGAGAAGGAACUCACCACUGCUGCUCACAAACUCCAGGAGGCACUGUCAGCCUCAGCAGUUUCUGAUACUACCAUCAAACAGCUGGAGGAAGCUGUGCAGAAGCUGGAGAUAGAGAAUGCCAGGCUGGAAGCUGCUGCAAAGCAACAGUCCAACAAAAUAGAUGCUCUACAGAAAGGGGCUCAGGAGGCUGCCAUGCCAUCUGACUGCACACCUGGAGGAGGGGUCAGAGGUCAUUUGGAGGACUUGGUUACAAACCUCCAAAGCAGUAAGAUGACUUUGGAAGACCAACUCAGUAGAGAGGUCCAGAAGCAGAGCAUGCUGUCCCACACGGCUCAGGACUCACAGGCCUUAUGGGAAGAGGAGCUGAAAAGUCGUUCAAAGUUAGGACUACGCCUGGCAGAGCUUGAAAAAGAAAAAGGAGAACUUACCUCACAGAUGGAAAUAGAAAAGAAGAAGGCGAAAAAAAUAGCAGAGCAGAAGAAGUCCGUAGACUCCCGCCUGGAGCAGGAGAUGAACAGAAACACAGAGCUUCAAAAAGAAAUGUACAGGUUGCGAACUCUGCUGAAGACUGCAAAGAAGAAACUACGGGAUCAGGACAUGGGCGGAGCUGAGUUUGGCUCUCCUAUGGGCAGUCUAAGGAUGGACAUGGGCAGAUACAGCCAGGCUGACGGGAGAAUGAAAGAAAAGGUGGACGAUCUGCAGAUGCAGCUGGAGAGAGAAACAUCGCGUCGCAGUCAGUUAGAGAAGGCCAAUGAUGAGCUUAAGGAUCAGCUCGCCUCCCUGAAACGCUCCAAUCACAGUAGUGAGCAGCUGGAGAGGAGCAAGCAUCAACUGGAGGAGGAGUUACUGGACCUGAGACGCCGACUGGAGGCCGCCCAGGCAGAGCAGAACCAGGUGGACCAUGUCCGCCGUGAUGCAGAGGACAGGGCCCGGCAGGAGAUACAACAGAAGUUGGAGCAGGUCAACCUCUUCCUGCAGACUCAGGCGGCUUCCCAAGAAGCACUGGAUCAGAUUAAAGCGGCCAAUGAGGCUAACCUGCGCUCCCAGCUGGAACACAAAAUCCGGGAGCUGGAGAAUGAACUGGGCCGGGUUCGCUCCACCCAGCAGGACAGCCUCAACCAAAGAGAGAUGACACGCACAGAACUAGACCGAUACCGCCAACUCUACGGGGAGGAACUGCGCCUCCGCAAGUCUCUGGCUGCCAAAUUAGAAAGAUCCAAUAGUCGGCUCUCAGACGCCAAUUCCAAGUUGCUCAGCGAACGCAGCAGGUCUCUUAUUGCCAGCAGCUUUGCAAACAGUAGCCUGGGAGGGCCCUCGCUGGACAGGGGCUCCCUGGGACCCCUUAACAGGAGUCUAGGCCUGGGACUGUCCCUCCUGAACCCUGUGAGCGAGGGACAGAGCAGCAGGGUGGAGGACUACCUCGCAAAGAUGCAAAGUGAGUUGGACAGAAACAUCUCGAAGGAAUUAAGCAACGCCACGGCAGAGCUGGACGUCGCUUCAGCCCGGAUGUCCCCAGUGGGCUCUGCCUCCCGGGUGGAUUUGGACCCUCUCAGCAGAGCGAAGCAGCAGUACUUGGAGGUACUGAAGAAGAACCACAGGAUCUGAUCAUGGCUGCUCACCAAUGCUCGUCUUUAAGGCCAGGACUUGGCUCACUGCCCAGUAAAUACACACUGGUGUGUGACUGGUACUCGGUAUCAGUUCAUAUCAAAGCCUGGGAAUCAGUAUCAGCCCUGACAAACACAGAUCAGCGCAUGUCUACCCAGAGCUGCACAGUGAGCCCAUAAAUAAAGCUGGAAAAGGAACUGCACAGCUUUUAUCUACCAUCGCCUCCUGGCUUUAGGUGUCAUUAAAAACACACACAGAGCUCAGAUCAGCCUUUAUUUUGUCUCUUAAUGCAGAUAUUUUACACUAAAAGACAGAGAAGACUGACAUGGAGUCACAACACUCCCAUCAACUGAGAGAGACAUUUUAAGUAUUUAACAGAUAAUAUUUUGGAUUAAUCAAAUGAAUUAGACAGAUUUCCCAGAAUAAUGUCAGACAUUACGAAACUUUAAUAUUAACUGCUUCAGAACACUAAGGCCAAAGAAACCGCCCUUUCGUAAAAAAAAAAAAAAAACACCCAGAAAGUUUCUUAUGUCAUGUUCUCUCCCUCCUUAGAAAGGAACUAAUGCACAUUGCACUUAA
Molecule: messenger RNA, 8841 nt
Organism: Sphaeramia orbicularis (orbiculate cardinalfish)
Lineage: Eukaryota; Metazoa; Chordata; Actinopteri; Kurtiformes; Apogonidae
Gene: aard
Product: ankyrin repeat domain containing 26
Exons: 44
Coding region: 172-8262 (2696 amino acids)
Molecular function (GO): protein binding
Source: RefSeq, a predicted model, not a curated record